This is a messenger RNA of Haliaeetus leucocephalus (bald eagle), 5858 nucleotides long. Its product is annotated as coiled-coil domain-containing protein 173-like. The transcript has 7 exons. NCBI's taxonomy places the organism in Eukaryota, Metazoa, Chordata, Aves, Accipitriformes, Accipitridae. Bases 1 to 1452 code for a protein of 483 amino acids. The record is from RefSeq and is a predicted model, not a curated record.
AUGGACGUACUGCUCGCCGAGUGCAGCAGCCACCUCCCCGAAAAACCAGGCAGGGCGAGGGAGGAACUUGUGGAAGGAGGGGGAGGGCCGACCCCCUCAUCCAGCUCCCCGGGCCGCCAAGGGCUCUCCUCCCGCAGAAGAGCGCCCAGGGGCCACCUUCUGAGGUCAGUAACGGAGAAAGGCGAGUUUCCAACGCCCCCAACUACAGGCAGGCCUAGCGGGAUGCGGGUGACGGGGGAGAGGCGGCAGCCCACAGAGCCAGGCCGAGCCGGGACGCCGCAGCGCAGAGCCACGACAGCGGGAAGAAAAGCCGCCCAGGUGGGAGCAGAAAGACAGAGGCAGAUGCGGACGCUACAGCCUCUUACCGCCUGCGGGUAUUUCACGAACCGGCCGCGGAGGAGGGCGGCUCCCGCACGGGGCCUCCGCCGUGACCGCCGCUGCUCGGACCUGCUCUGCCGCCCGACCCGGACGGAGCCGAGCGGGGCUCGGGGCGUUCCCGCGGGCGCCUCUCGUCGCAGCCGCCGCCUUUGUUCCCUCUCCGUGUGCGGAAGAACGAGCCCCGGCUUCCCGGGACAGCCGGGCCGCCGCCGUCUCUCUCUCGGCAGACGUUGCCGCUUGGCGGAGAGGCGGGCGCUGGGCGCAGGGCCGGCCCGCGGCGGAGAAAGGCCGACGAUGGACCGCGACGGGCCGGACGCCGCCCGCCGGGAGGCAGAGCGGGAGCAUGGCCGUUACCUGGACCGCCGGGCCGUGGCCCAGGAGCAGCUGGCGCAAAUAAAGGAGCACAAGCAUCAGGCAGAUCUGGCCAAGCUAGAAGACAAAAGAGAAGGCGAACAAAUACAGAGAUUGAACCGACUGUACCAACUGGAAAUUCAGAGAGGAAAAGAAAAGGAACAGGAGGAAAAAGUUGAACGCCAGAGGCUGCAUCAUGCUUAUAUCAAAGGAAAAGAAAUGAUGGCUGAUCUGACAAGAGAAAAAGAUGCAGAGACUAAUAGGCUAAUGCAGAAGCAUAAGGACAAAGCUUUUGCACAACUAACUGCACAGAUGAAUGAGGCAUGCAAAAUUGAAGAUGAUCGUCUUGCUAGAGGAGCUGCAGAGGUAGAAUAUGAAUACCAAAUGAAAAACAAAGAGAAGGAAGCAAAAAAAAAGGCUACCAUUGAAUCUAUUGCUGAACACAGAGCCACUGUGAUGAAGAUGAAAGUAGAAAAGGAGAGAGAGGAAAAAGCAGAGGAUGAGAAGGAUCGUAAUCAGUGGAUGGCAGCAGAUCGUAUCUACCUGGAAAUGGAAGAAGCCAAGAAACAAAGACAACGUGAUGCAAACAUGGAAGUGCAGAAAAUUCAGAUCCAGCAAAUGGCUGAAAAGCGGGCAAAAAAACAACAGGAAAAGCAAGCAGAUUUGGACUACGAUGCUCAGAGAGAAGCUGCUUUUUGUAAGGAUCGAGCAUUUCAGCAAUAAAGAUGGUGAGUAACUGAAUCGGUGCCAUUACUGGAUGUAAUUUUUAUUCUCCUGUUUGAGCAUCCAAGGAGGGAACAAGAUAUGGGCUUCCUAACUAGGACAACUGCAAGAGUGGUGGAGUGUAUACAUGUGCAGUAUUAAAAAAAAAAAAAUUUGGGAAGGGAGGUAAAGAAGGAUGGUUGAUGUAACACCAUCCAUGUUCCUCCUGCCAAAUGUAUGCAAGCCCCCAACUUGCUCGGGGACUGAGCAAACACUUGGCAUUGUGCAGGAGUGUUACACCUUGUGUGCUGCUCAAAGCCCUCCCUGAGGGCAGUGCCAAGAACUCUGCUCAGAGCCAGCACAGACCCAAGUAGUGUCUUGGUUGGUCAGUCCUGCUGUGGUCUGGGCUGCUGUGCUGGUUUUGGAUGGCAGGACAUAGCUGGUUGGAGCUGACUGACUCUCUGUACCCAUGUCAGUUAGUGUGGGCCAUAAGGGGCUUGUUUGUGGAGCGAGGAGGCUGCUGGUGAGAACUUGACACCUGUGAUGCAUGUGUUUCAGAGGUUUUGCCCAGAAAAGCUCUAGCCUGGUGUCAGGGCUGAAUGCCCAUCACUGUUUGGAGCACAUCUUCCUGUUUAAGUUUCAUCUUAAAGGGUCCAGUUUGUGAUCACUCUGUAAUGUGAACUAAAGCACAGUAAGUAGGAACAAUCAAGAGACUCAUUUCAAUAACGCACUUCUGACCUAAACUAAAAUGCUGAUGUUGCUGCACUAUCAACUAAAAGUCACACAGAAUUAUUUCCAAUUACCCUGGAGUAAUUGAUUUUGGAAACUGUCUAUUUUUAAAAAAAAAGACAUGGCAAUUAACUUGUGAAAUUGUCUCUAAAUACAUUUUUUUCAUAGUUCACUAAUGAAAAAUUUAUUUCCCUUCUCUCUGAGCCAGUGCUCCUUUUACUACUUCAAGCUUUUUUCAGCAAGCAGAAGGAAUGGAAACUUUUAAUAAAGCCUUUUGAUAGCAGAAGCUGGAGCCUUGAGAAGAAGCAUUGACUACAGCAGAAGUGGUGCUGAAAUCUGCAGUGCUUGAUAAUGCUCCAAAUGCAUCCCUAAGUGCAUAUUUGCACAUGCUCACUACCAUGCAAUUGGUGAGUUAAAUGGGUUUUAGUCUACCUCCACAGCAGCAAGAAGCAAGGUGGACUGCAGCCUCAUUUCCUCCUCAGCUUCAAGAAACACCCUGUUCUGCAGAUUAUGUAUGUGGCAGCAGUUGAAGUCUACAGCCUGCUUAAAAGGGGUAUAAACACCAUGGACUUUGAACAUCUCCAAAGAUCAAACUCAGUAUACCUAGAGUGAAGUAGGAAGCCUGUGUAAUUUUAAAACACAUUGGCUAAGUAUGGAUUUAGUUACCCAAAUUCAGCAUGAAGAAAAUGCAGCAUAAAUCAUUGUCACUUUAUUCCAUUGAUUGAGAUGCGCAUGCUUUGUGUGCUUGCUUUAAAUGACUAACCUUAGUUAGUAAUCCUCUAUAAAACUAGGCAAAAAACCCCUCCAGUGUUUUAAGAACACGAAGAAAUACUUGAGGUUCUAAAACUUUCAGUGACAAAGCAUUUUGGUAACAAUUGUCUUUUACAGUUGUCCUACAUGAAAGGCAAGAAUGGAAAGCUGCUUACUGGAAUAAUACAGAAGACUAAAAUCAGCUUGAUGUUUAUGAUAUGUUGAAGAAAACAGGAAGAAAAGACAGGGAAUAGGCUAAGAGAACAACUCCUUGUGCAAACAGAAGCAGUUGAAAGCUAUUGAACAGACUGAGAUGAGAAAGAAAGCUGGGCUCAUUCAGUCUGGCAAUGAGGAGACUAAAGAAUGAGCUCACUAACAGCCUACAGGUGCUUGAAGGGUAGUUAAAAAUACAGCACAGCCAAACUCUUCUCAGCAGAGUUGGGUGACUGAUAGAACAAAUUGUGACAUGGGACAUCAGGCUGAGUAGUCACAAAAACCUGCUUCACCAGGAGCAGAGUGUGGCGAUACUGGAUCAGAAUGGCCAGAGGUGGUGGAAUCGCCACCUGUGAAGGCUUUAAAGGUGUCCCAUGUAAGACAGGAGGCUGGUCUAGCUGACCACCAGAGGUUCUUUUCAGCUACCAUCUAAAGAUGGCAACAAAAUACAGGGAGAUCAACUGCAGCUGAUAAGGGAAAUUGCUGACCUGGAAGAAUCUGCUCAUUGAGAAGUACCUCUAACCUAAUGCCUAGUGUCACUACUUGUAUUAGUUAUUAGCAGAAGUUUUAAUUAAGAGCUAGCAAAUCAGAACAUGCUUUGAGAAAUAAUUUGACUAGUAAACUUUAAUUACUGUUUUUGCUCAACAAAGCACCCUCUCAGAUGGUGUGCUGCUUCAGGAGGUUGUAGCAGAUGAGAAACGUAAUAGGUAUUGGCCUUAUUAGAAGGCUAAGACCUUAGAAAUGCAAGGCAACCCUCAGAUGGACUGAAACGGAGAUCUUAAACUGCACUUUUUCCAAACCUGUCACCCAACUCUGGAAGUAGAAUGGCAACUUAAGUUUGAGCACGUGGGCCUCCAGGGUCUAACAGGGUAUUCUCCCAACAGUAACACAACUGCUACCUGCAUGGCUAAAGUAAGACAGUACUGUUGUCAUGGAUCUAAUACAACUCCUCCCUCGGAAAUGGAAGAGAAGCCUUCUAAAAUGCCCUGUAUCCUAAGGGAAUUUGAGUUAACUCAGUGUGCAGCUCUUCACUGUUAGGUAGUGUUCCAGGUUGGAGUUACUAGUUCUGUUCAAGUUCUUUUAACAUUACAGUCUUUGCUACUGCUCAGCUCUGAGGAAGUUUGAAGAGGACACCUACCUGGAAACAAACUACCCAUGAACAGAAGAGUUGGCACCGUGGGACUAUUAAGGAUGGACAGUUUCGUGUCCCAGUACAGACUGGUUGUAUGCUCCUGAAAAAGAAAAGAAAAAUUUUUUUUUCAAAGGUCACUCAUUAUGUUAGGUCAAAUUUGUUGUUUCAAUAGCUAAAUUCUUUCAUAUGCCUGUUACUAACUUACACCUUUCUGGUAUCUCUUGAAUGGAAGAGUGCUAUAACUAGUUUGUAAUCUUCCUUCUUGUUCUGGCAAUGCAUCUUUGAGAGAAGAAAAAUUGACUACUUAUAAAUAGCUCUCAAAAAACCCCAAACAACCCCAAUACAAAAAAACCCCUCCUCUCUGAAGGCUAAGACUUCAGAGGGAGUUGAAGUGAAGGCCAGAGGUAUGACAAGACCAUAUGAGAUGUCGUCUUUGUAAUUAUCUUAAUUCCUUUCUAUUUAAAAUAAAUCAAGUUGUGCUAAAGGCUUUGUUAAACUUGCAACAUGUGUAGUCGUUCCCUUUACACUCCUGCACUGCCACCACUACUAACUAAGCUGCUUUUUGUUUUGGUAUAUCAUGGCCUUUGGCAUUAAAACUUGAUACCUAAGUGUAUUCAAACCUGCCCUCUAAUCUAUUCAACCAAUCUCUAGAAAGCAGUCUUAAAGUAUAGUUGUUCAUAGCUGGUUGAUACUGUCUUGCAUAAACCAGCAUAGCACUUUUAUCUGUGGGUUUCCUCAUCUCCAAUACAUUAUCCAGAGAAAUGCACGAUUCUGUUAGGUGCUCAACAGCUUGAACAUCAGAACUGCAGGUCCAAUAAAAUUCAACAUUACAUCUCUGUUAACGUAAUAGUAAUUGUCCCCCUCAAAUGAGUAGCACCUGGUCUGACUCCUUUUCUAUGUAAAGGAAAAACAGGCAAAGGUUAGAAAGCAGCAACAUGUACUGGAAGAAACAAGCAAUAGUUACUGAGUAGACCAGAGACAGGAUCAAAGGUAUGAGACUACUGAGAUCUGGGAAAUACAAAUCCAGCAACCGGUACAGUGGCAUAGUGGACAAGGGAGAAAUUGGACUAUCUUUGGUAAAGCUCACUAUUGCAUUACUACUAUAGGACAAGUAUUUCUGCAUUAGUUUCAGUUACAACCUAUCAGUGCAUAUAAAAUUAUUUGUACAACAGUUACUGAUGAUAUAGUAAGACUUAAACUCUGUUUCUUUCUUCUGCAGAAAUACAUCUGACAACUACAGAAGUAUCUACUAAGGAGUAAAAAGCUAGCCCGUCUCAUUACAAGUUAUAUGUGCCUGCAAAACCCAUCCGUGCCUAACAGCUGAAGCUAACUCUAGAGCAAGUUCCAAGGCAUGUUAUUUGCCAGAACCUCCCUAUACUCAACUUGCAGCGCAAGAAACAAGUACCAAGCCAUAGUUUGCAGCUGUACCUGUAACUACUCUAGUUUUAUUAUGGAACAAAGCAGUAGAUUCACUUUCUAGGAAGUCAAGAGGUAACAACCAAAGGUACACUAUCAGUUCAUCUGUACUGUAUUCCUUGAGUAUUGCUGGGCCUGCAGACUAAUUCAAAGCUUAUGUUUUGGCUCAUUUUUAUUUUUUUUUUUA